CUAAAGGCAGCGAGAGUUGUCAUGGACGUUUUUCAUACCUUCUUUUUCCUAAUUCUCAACUUCGCACAGUUCUCCAUGUUGAAAGGUGAAAACGGCUGUCGAGAUCUCGAUUUUCUACGUUGUUAUGUAAACAAAACUCUAAAAGAUCACGUGAUCAGAUUGCUACGUGUGUCGUCACCUGCGAAGCCAAAUUGUCAACACGAAUGCUUCAAGGAUGUACGAUGCACCUCAUACAACUUGAGAAAGCAACGCGACAAAGGCAGAACUUGUGAAUUAAACGAUGCUGACCAUUUGUCAGACCAUGGUGACCUGUUACCCAGCGAAGGGGCCGAAUAUUGCCCAAUUAAGAAUCCAUGUGCAUCAAAGCCAUGCCGUGCCGCUGGCAAAGUUUGUCUUCCAGACUUUGCGUGGAAUACUUACCAAUGCAAAGAUGGUAAGUGGUCUAAGUGGAGCGCAUGGGAAUGCAGGUGUUUUAAUCGGACUCGUUCUCGUGAAUGCAAGAAUCCGCUGACCAAUCAAACAGCAGCUGAUUGCAUCGGGGCAAAGAUACAAAGUGAGAAAUGCCAACACCAGAUAGCUUGCGUUUUACCGCUGGGAAUGGAAGAUGGCAGAAUACAAGACAGUCAAAUUUCAGCUUCGUCUUAUUACAAAGGAGUUCCUCCAGAUGAGUGCUUACCAAGUAAAGGUCGUCUUAACCAACGCUAUGCCCAAGCUUGGUGUGCUGCGGUGUUUGCAGCCGGCCAAUAUCUGCAAGUUGAUUUAGGAUCAGUAAGGAAAGUUUUCAAGAUAGCAACUCAGGGACGAGAUACAAGCUAUAAUCAAUACGUCAAAAAGUACAAGUUGCAAUAUACCAAUGAUACUGUUGAUGAUUGGCAUCACUACCCAGUAAGUUAA
Exaiptasia diaphana is the source of this 894-nucleotide messenger RNA. RefSeq names its product EGF-like repeat and discoidin I-like domain-containing protein 3. NCBI's taxonomy places the organism in Eukaryota, Metazoa, Cnidaria, Anthozoa, Actiniaria, Aiptasiidae. The transcript is spliced from 6 exons. The record is from RefSeq and is a predicted model, not a curated record. Bases 22 to 894 code for a protein of 290 amino acids.